AAGAAUAGACGAUUAUCGAUCGAAAUCAAAAACUGUUUAUUUACAUUAUCACCAUAAGAAAAUGAUUUCAGAAUCGGAGGGUGACAACAGUUGUGAGGAAGGACAAGACGUAGCAAGGAGGAGGCUGGAUGAAGCUUUGAUACAGAAGAAAAAACAGUUCCAGAAUUUAAGGAACAUUAAAGGAAGAACAAUAAAACGGCGAGAUACGGAUAAACAACAGAGACUUAUUGCUUUCAAGGAGUCUUACAAAGGGAAAAAAGAGGUACCUCAAAGAAACAAGCCAUGGUCGGUUCUUGAGUGGCAAAACCAUUGGAAUUCCCUUGACCAAAGACAACAGGACAAUCUAGAUCGCAAGAAGUCUCACUGCCAUUUAAGUAUUGGUUCGAAGAUUAAUGAGAUGGCUGCGGAUUACAAUGCCUCAGUAAUUUGCUUAAUCCGUUACCCCAAUGGAACUCAACACACCAAGUAUGUGUUAGUAAGCGGAGGUGGAAUUAAAUAUUCCAAAUCAAGAGACGGUGUUCUAACUGAACAACUCUGGCAUCGAUAUUGGAACAAAAAACAAAAGAAACGACAACAGUUAUGUGAGGAGAAUGGCCUGUGGCUUGAGAGAGCCAGUAAAAGAAAAAGAAAAGAGAGAACAGUGGAAAGGACAGAGAAAGAGAAAAGUAUGCAAUCAGAUUUAGAGAGACUAGAGAAAGAAGAAGACGAGGAAGUAUGGGACAAUCGAAAGGGGAAACAGAGGAAGAGAGAAAGACAAUUUGAUAAUGAGAGCGUAGAAAGUGAAGAAGAAUACAAUGAAAGAUUGGACAGCGGAAUAGAGAAUCAGAACAUAGGAAAAUCACACAACGAGACAGUAGAAAGCGAAGAAGAUAACGACGAAAGAUUGGAAAGGGGGAUAUGGAAUCAGACAAUAGAACAAACACGUAAUGAGAGCGUAGAGAGCGAUGAAGAAAAUGAUGAAAGAUUAGACAGGGGAAUAUGGAAUCAGACAACAGGCGACAAUGGGAAUAAUGAGAGAGUACAGAGCGAUGAAGAAAACGAUGUAAGUUUGGACAGGGGUAUAUGGAAUCAUAAUAAGAUUUAUAUGCAAAACAAAAAAACAAGUUUAAAAAAAUUUCUUUUUACAAAAAAGAAAAUAGGAGAAACAGGUAAUGUAGAAAGCGAAGAAGAAUACGACGGAAGAUGGGACAAAGGAAUAGGGAGUCAGAAAAUAAGACAAUCAGAUAACGAGAGCGUACGAAGAGAAGAAGAAAACUUUGAAAUAUGGGGGGGGGGAAAUGGGGGAACAGGUAACAAAUAUAUACAAAAUAGAAUUCAAAUUUCAAAGAUUGUUUGUUACAACAUAACAAGGGUACAAAGCAAACAGACAAUGACACUUUAGAAAACGAAGAAGAAGACGAGGAAGGAAGGAGCAAAGGCAUGGGAAAACAG
Daphnia magna is the source of this 1431-nucleotide messenger RNA. Its product is annotated as histone-lysine N-methyltransferase, H3 lysine-79 specific-like. The record is from RefSeq and is a predicted model, not a curated record. The transcript is spliced from 8 exons. The coding region runs from base 62 to 1381 and encodes 439 amino acids. NCBI's taxonomy places the organism in Eukaryota, Metazoa, Arthropoda, Branchiopoda, Diplostraca, Daphniidae.